UAAUAAUCUCCAACCCCAGCGUACCUGACCUCACUUCCUCUCCCACAAUUCCCAUUUGUACUUUACUACAGGUGCCUUUGCUCCCAAAGUCACCCAGCUGGAAAGCUAAGUUCCCAAAAAAGUCAAUUUAAACUGUAAAAAGAUUCAGUUCUAAAAAAUGAGAUUUGAGAGAGGAAUAUCCCUUAAACACACACACACACACACACACAUAUCAUUGAACACACUGUGUCUAUCCGUUUUCAUUCCUGUCAAAAAUUAAAUAUUUCACCAGCAAGGGGGAGUAAGUCGAGUUAAAGCCAUUAGUCCUAUCUGAUACAUCUAACCACUAGAUGGCGGCAUUUGGACUUAAUUGACAUUACUAAAUUAAUUGCUAUGCUAAUUGUUUUCAGCUGUUAAUGUGGCUGUUUGUGUUCCGCUGUUGUCUUUCCUUGGGGUUGUUUUUACUAGUUAUAAUUUUCAGUUGAAGCCUUCACGCAGUUUGCCUCUGCAAGAUUUUUCACGUAAAAUCGGCCUGUCUUUUCUGCUCUGAGUUUGGAUCCACAACACCUAAUCCUGCCUGGGAUUCAAGACAGCCCAGUGUCUCACACUCGCUUGUUUUUCAGACAAGAUGGAACUUUGUGUUGCUGCAGUGUUUUUGUCCUACUUCGCUCCAGCUCUGGGAUCAGCUUUUGGCAGGGAAAUGCCAGCUUCCAACAUGGAUGAAAUUCACGAGUACGACAAGCCAUUUCAUUAUGAUUAUGAAUCUCUGAGGAUCGGUGGUAUGAUCUUUGCUGUGAUUCUCUUCUUGAUGGGGAUCUUCCUCAUUGUCAGUCGGAAAUGCCGCUGCAAAGGGAAGAAGUCAAAGCCAGUGGGACUUGACACUGAAGCAGCAAGAGGUGCAAAAUAAAGUAAACUGAGGGAACAGAAACAGAAAGCAUGGCUACUUAAGGAGAAUCUUAAUCAAAUCUGUGGACAGUUGGAAGAAGAAAAGGUCACCUGAGGAUUUAGUUCUAGUGUUCACCACAAUUUUUAAAUAUGGCAAUAUGUCUUUGUCUCUUGUAUACAGAGUAUGAGUGCUCCUUUUUAAAAAUCAAAAAGUAAAAAAAAAAGUUUCAGUAAAACUGUUGAUUCCUAGCUAGAACUACUUUGCCAUAAUGUUUAAUUCAGGAGCUGAUAUCUGAGAUUUGUCUCUCAACUUUUUGUCAUGUGCUCUCAGUGAGGUUCAUAAAAUGUGUAGUAUAGUUAUGUGUAAGUGCUCAGUAGCUAAAGGAAAUAGUAGGCAUUUUAUAUAUUUUGUAAAUUGUCCUUCCAGUGUUGUCACUUUGCAGAAUUAACAAUAAAGCUGUACACUGUGAUUUAUAUGUAAUGUUAAGUGUAUGACGUAACAGUUAUGUAACGUUUGUGCUUUGCAUCUGCCCUGGUCUGUCUCUCGUAUUCAGUGUUAUAAAUAGUUGACCCUGUUAUUAGUACAACCAGUUUGAUCAUGCAGCUGUGUAGUUGAUUUUGCAAUAGUUUUUACAUUCUGUAAAAUAGAUAUUUCUUAAGAAUGAAUGUUGCCCAUAGCAACAUAAAGGCGUGUCGUAUUCAUUCGCGCUGUUUUUUUUUUGUUUUUUGUUUAGCCAAAUCACCACAAGUUGGGGUAGAUAAUUGGCGCCAUCUUGCGAUUCAAAGCGAUUACUACGACAACAAAUGAUACGGGACGCAAGGACUCCUAAAAUUAAAGAAAAAAAGCGAAAGUAUCAGCCUGAAGAACCGAAGAGAUACAUGAGAGAACACUUUAAAAAUAUAUAAAUUGAUAACUAGUCCAUAGGGAAAAAGUAAACUUGAUUGCAGAUUUACAAUGAUAGACUAGCCUAGGCCUACUAUUCUUUCUUGCAGUGUUGGUGUUGGUCGGUUAUAUUCGGCGCUGUAAUUUUCUUAAGCAAACGACAUUUAAUUCAAUGUAUUUUAUAAGUAGCCGUGAAAUAAGAUGUCGGAGUUUAUUUUUCGAUAAUGACCAUUUAUUGCUUACGUAUUAGAGUAGAUAUAGUGGAUACGCCUGGUGUUAGGAAUGGUUUAAGCAAAUGUACAGUAAUAUAAAUCUAUGACUUUAUCGGCGGUACGCUUUAAAGAAUUCUUAAUAAUCAUUUGAUAACUGGCUUUUGUUUGAGCGCGUAGCUACAAAUACAUCCCAAGGUGCACAAUCCACGCGCAAAUCUUUGAGUUUGUCGACCAUCCUCCUAGUCCAGUUGCUGCAUAGGUGGGGUUCUGUGUGUCGCAUAUAUUCACUGGGGGUGGGGGAGGUGUUUGGCUCAGGAUCCCCACCGCAUUGGCCAAUACGCAUUUUAUCUACCUAACGCCAGACCCGGGAGCUUCCCCUACCGAAUUAAAGAGAACACCCACAGACCUGCACCGCUAGGGGGCGUAAGUAUGUAACUUCCGAAGUCCAGCAUCGACGCAGUGCUCCACUAACGCGCUCUCUUCGUUCACGGUGCUCAAUUACAGCCUGUAGCAAGAUAAAGGAAUCCCUGUCUAGAGAGAGCACUGCAGUAAUGGCAGCUUCAACAGAGUCAUACGUGAAUUUGGACCAGAGUGCCUUUCAAUAUGAUUAUGAGACGUUGAGGACCACGGGUGUCAUCCUAGCUGUGGUUAUGUUCGUAGCCGGGAUUCUUAUUGCUUUGAAUCUAGUCCAGUGGAAGGCCCUCAGCCACCAAAGACAGAAGUUCCCCCUCAAACGGUGUAAAGCGGAUGGUGCGAUGGGGCGGCUCGUUAUAGCGAGAGGAAAUGCUCAGAUGCACAAAGUUACUUACAGGAAUGUGGAGGAGAGUAGAACCUGCUUGACCUCUUUUUGUAACCUCAGCCUAAAUGCUGAUCUAUUGCUGUACUUUUAGGUCACUCAGUAGCACUUGUGCUACAUUAUAUCCUUUUGUGUUCAUAUAGUGCUAAUGGCACCUUUCAUCUGACCGCAGUUAUUUUGCUUAUGCAUGAGUAAUUUGCUUUUAUUGAUAUUAUAUGAGGCUUUGAUCUAAAAAGGCAUUUAUGGAAAUAUUUACAGAGGAAUAACGAUUAGCAGACUGACUCAGACUCAAUCCUUUAGACAGAUAUGAUGAAAUUGAUAUUUACACUAGUUUACAUUUUAAUACAGAAUAAAUGACUUCUUAGCAGCUCUCCAGCAUGGAACUAUGCACAUUCCUGUGUGUCGCCCUGUGUAAUUUGUGCAUGCCAGGUUUCAACAAAAUGUAAGACAACUGUAAAAUUUUAGUAUUUAUGUCUUGUAUUUUAUAUUAUUUUAGAAUUUUAGUUAUUGAAUAUUUAUUAUUUGUAUAUUGAAAUAUACUAUUGAAUCCAUUCCAUCCAUUAACAGUUUUGACAACAACCAUAACAAGAUAAUCUAAAAAUGCACAGCUUUUUUUUUUUUUUUUUUUUUAAACAUCUUUUUGUUUACAAAUUGUAAGGCCAUUUAUUGGAUCAGUAAAAUCGGACAUCUUUAUGCAACUGUACAUUACUUUGUGGAGGGCUUAGAAAGACUAAUAAAGGCUUGUCUUAAGAA
Molecule: messenger RNA, 3508 nt
Organism: Ctenopharyngodon idella (grass carp)
Lineage: Eukaryota; Metazoa; Chordata; Actinopteri; Cypriniformes; Xenocyprididae
Product: sodium/potassium-transporting ATPase subunit gamma-like
Exons: 14
Coding region: 2511-2849 (112 amino acids)
Biological process (GO): regulation of sodium ion transmembrane transporter activity
Cellular component (GO): membrane
Molecular function (GO): sodium channel regulator activity
Source: RefSeq, a predicted model, not a curated record